UAACUACAGUGGUUUUAAAAUUUUAAUUUAAAAGUAAAUAAUUUUUCGGAUAAAUUACUCCUUAUUAGAAAUAUGUAUAUAGAAAUAUAAAUUAGACAGUUUACGUGUCACUAAUAGGUGACAAUUGAUGACUGUAACAACAAUAAUUUCAAUCAUGUAGCAAUAUCAAAAGAUCUUUUAUCUUUCUUCCGUAAACAAUAGCCCAACAUUUGAUAAAUAUGUUGAGUAAGGUAAAAAUAAAGUAAUUAUGCGCACACGACAUGCAAUAGUCACAUAAAUGCCAGCGAACGAUAAGUUAGAACUUAGCGCCACACAUUCAGACAUCACCGUUCUGCAAGAAAAGGGUUUCAUUCUAGAGAAAAUUAUUGGAGAAGGCUCGUAUGCUAAAGUGUUUAAAGCAACACACAUGGUUGAUGAAACCCGACAUACUGUAAUGGCCUGUAAAGUUAUCGACACAGCGCAGGCCCCACGCGACUAUUUAACGAAAUUCUUGCCACGAGAACUUGAUGUGCUAAUUCGAGUCAAUCACCCACACAUUGUUCAUGUGUCCAAUAUAUUCCAGCGUCGCGCUAAGUACUUUAUUUUCCUUCGAUUUGCCGAGAACGGAGAUCUAUUGGAUUUUUUAACACAGAACGGUGCCGUCCCUGAGAACCAAAGCAGGCUCUGGAUGCGUCAAAUUCUAUCAGGGCUACAUUACAUACACACCUUGAAUAUCGCACAUAGGGAUUUAAAGUGUGAAAACAUUUUAAUUACAGCUAAUUAUAAUGUAAAAAUAACAGAUUUUGGUUUCGCCCGUAACGUGAGACAACGGGACCGAGACGUGCUCAGUGAAACGUAUUGCGGUUCGUUGUCGUAUGCCGCUCCUGAAGUGUUAAAGGGAGUGCCUUAUCUACCCAAACUGGCGGAUAUGUGGUCAACUGGGAUCAUUAUGUACACGAUGCUUAAUAAAGCGCUACCAUUUAAUGAAACUUCAGUCAAAAAAUUAUAUGAAAAACAGGUGAUGCGGAAAUGGCGAUUCCGUACAGGUAUUGUGAACCAAUUGUCAUCGGAAUGCAAACAACAAGUGACGCAGCUAAUGGAACCCGAGGCGAAGGCGAGACCUACCGCUGGCAGUAUGUUUAACGGGCCUUGGAUCAAUAUGGACCCUAGGCUUACGAAAUUCACAUUCUUGGAAGAAUCCUUACUGAAGCAGGCUCAAGAAGAGACGCAGAGAAAAGAACAAGAGCACUUUGAAGAGGAGAGUGAGGUGGAAAGACUUGCAGAACUGCGUCGCAAAGGAAGAGGGAAAGAGGGCUUAAAAAUAUUAAAAAACGCCGACUCAAACUUCGCAAAAUCACAUCAUUUGUUCGAGGAGAGAGAAUAAAAGACGAAAAUGUUUCAAUCAGUGUUUAUUAAUUUUUAC
Colias croceus (clouded yellow) is the source of this 1402-nucleotide messenger RNA. RefSeq names its product testis-specific serine/threonine-protein kinase 6-like. Gene Ontology annotation, cellular component: cytoplasm; autophagosome. NCBI's taxonomy places the organism in Eukaryota, Metazoa, Arthropoda, Insecta, Lepidoptera, Pieridae. Gene Ontology annotation, molecular function: protein serine/threonine kinase activity; ATP binding. Gene Ontology annotation, biological process: protein autophosphorylation; peptidyl-serine phosphorylation; autophagy. The transcript has 5 exons. Bases 278 to 1363 code for a protein of 361 amino acids. The record is from RefSeq and is a predicted model, not a curated record.